Messenger RNA from Rotaria sordida, 952 nucleotides. The record is from the annotation of a GenBank genome assembly. Lineage: Eukaryota; Metazoa; Rotifera; Eurotatoria; Philodinida; Philodinidae.
AGAAACGGUAAAAGCAUUAUGUCAAAAAACCCUUCAUAGAUUGAAAUCUCUUUUUUUGUCCUUAUUUUGAUUGUAGACAAAAGGUAAAGGUAAAAAAAUGGUGGUAAUUAGUGUUCAACAUCCAGACGGCAUUCAUCAAAUAGUAUGCAUCAUAGGUCGUCUCAUUGUAUUAGCUGGAGCUAUAUUAAAGGGGAAAUCUGAAAUAAGAGAAAUGACCAAUGUGGGUAUACGAAAAUAUUUUCAGGCUACGGGUGCUGCUUUUCUUGAAAAUUGUCUAUCAUGUUCAUUUUGUUGUGGUAUCAUUAUUGUUAACAUUCUUCAUCUACUCGAUAUACAAGCACAAACUAUCGUACUUGCACUUGUCUCUAUCAUAGGUUGGGGUUAUAUGCUAUUUUUUGUUAUGGCUUUUCAACUUACUGGUCCAUUUGUGUUUAUGAUCUAUGAAAUGCUUUUUCAUGAUGUUCUCCGUUUUUGUAUUAUUUAUAUGGUAUUUCUUGCUGGUUUUUCACAAGCAUUCUUUGUUCUAUUCAAUAAUAACGGUUUUGGUGGUUUUCUUGUGAGUAUCAAACAAUGUUUUUUUGGUAUGUUGGGUGAUUUUGAUCUCGAUCAUUAUACGGGAACAUCAUUUCAAUAUAUCAGUGUUUCAUUACUUGUCAUUUAUGUUGUUGUUGUUUCUAUUCUUCUACUCAAUUUACUCAUUGCUAUGAUGGGUGAUACAUAUGGAAAUGUAAUCGAAGGUGCUACACAAAUAUGGCAUUUAGAACGGGCACGUAUUAUAUUUGCAAUUGAAAAUGAAAUGUCGACAGAUGAACGGAAGUUAGAUAAGAAUAAAUAUUGGACAAAUGUCGAUGGUCAACGAUAUUUACAAGUAGAAGAAGUUGACAAAGACUGUUUUCGUGAUAUUAAUAAUGAUGAUGAAAAUUAUGACAAAGACAAGAAAAGAAGAACAUAA